Molecule: messenger RNA, 2127 nt
Organism: Cucumis melo (muskmelon)
Lineage: Eukaryota; Viridiplantae; Streptophyta; Magnoliopsida; Cucurbitales; Cucurbitaceae
Exons: 7
Coding region: 621-1571 (316 amino acids)
Source: RefSeq, a predicted model, not a curated record
AUAAUAUUCUCAUGCCCUUCACAAUUCUCUCUGUUUUUAAUAUUCUUCUCUCUAAUAAAAUUCAUACCCACAACCCUCUCCUCAACACUUCCCUCCCAUUUUCCUCUUCCUUCACUUUUUUCUUUUCUGGAUCUCAUUUUCUCACCUUUCGUUUUCUUUUCCCAUUCCAGUUGAGUUUGAUUGAGGUUAAAGAUUUUGAAACAGAGCGCUUCUAUUGCUGCCUCACUGUUUAGGGGGGGGUUUUCUUGUUUAAUGAACAAAGUUAAAAGAGUCGGUGUUGUUUCUGUUUUGAGUUUUGAGUCUUGAGUUUCCUUUACGGUUUAGUUUAAAAAGCAGAGGAACCCAUUUUACACAACAUUGACAACCAAUACUCGCCGGACCAAUAAACAGACAGAGUAAGAACAAGAGAAAAGGAAAAAAAUAAGAAAGGAAAAGAAGCAGAUUCUAAAUUUCCCGUGAAAUUUGGUCUUUUGAAAAUCCUAAUAUUAGAAAAUCUUUGACACGUUUUUUGGGUUGAUCCUAUUUUUUCCUCAAUCGGAAAAAAGUUUAAAAGGAAAAAGAAACAAGGGUUAGGGGGAAGACUCUGAAAAUUUUCGUCUCUCUCCCUCUCCUCAGAAAUUAUGAUUCUUGACAAAGGGUCAAUGCAAUCCAAUUUGGGUUGUUUUCUUCAUUGCACAACGCCGGUUGUCAACUCCCAAUUCUUGUCCAAGAGUGAGAUUAGGAAUCUUAAUCGUUUAUGGCAUCCAUGGGAGAGAGAGAAGGUUGAAUAUUUCACCCUCGGCGAUCUCUGGAAUUGUUACGACGAAUGGAGCGCUUACGGUGCUGGUGUUCCAAUUGCCGUCAACAACGGCGAGACCCUUGUUCAAUAUUAUGUUCCUUAUCUCUCUGCAAUCCAAAUCUUCACCAGCAAUUCCACCGUCAGUGGUUUCAGGGAUGAAUGCGGUGACAGUGAAACAAGGGAUUCAUUCAGUGAUUCUUGUAGCGAUGAGAGUGAAAGUGAAAAAUUAUGGAGAUGGGACGGAAGUUCAUCGGAAGAAGGAGGAUUCUUAGAACAAGAAAGCCCUAUGCACCUCAGUGACAGAUUGGGGUACCUUUACUUUCAAUAUUUCGAGAGAUCAACUCCAUACGGAAGAGUUCCAUUGAUGGAUAAGAUCAGUGGAUUAGCUCGAAGAUACCCUGGGUUGAUGACAUUGAGAAGCGUUGAUCUUUCUCCAGCUAGUUGGAUGGCUGUUUCGUGGUACCCAAUAUACCACAUUCCUAUGGGGAGAACAAUAAAGGAUUUAUCAACAUGCUUCUUGAGUUACCAUACACUAUCAUCAUCAUUUCAAGAUAUGGAUGUGGAGGAUGAAUUUGAGAGUGGAGAAAAGAAGAGAAAAGAAGGGGAAGGGAUAUCGCUGGCAGCAUUUGGGUUAGCCACAUACAAGAUGCAAGGAAACGUGUGGAUUUCUGGAAAUUAUGGAAGGGACCAAGAAAGAUUGAUGUCUCUAUUGAGCGUGGCUGAUUCUUGGCUAAAGCAACUCAGGGUCCAACACCACGAUUUCAACUACUUUACUGCCAUUCGUCGUGGCUAACCCCAGCCCCCACUCAACAACACCCAUUUCUCCACGGAUUCAUUCACCUCUUCUUCAUCUUCUUUCAAAGAAAAAAAAAAAAAAAACAAAAACAUAAAAACAAAAACAAAACUAAAAAAAUCCCGGGAAAAUUCUUCUUUUCCUUUUUUCUUCUUCUGUGGUUUCUUUUUAGAGUGUGACCAAGGAUUUUAACUUCAUCUCAGCCAGCAUCCAUGCCUGAGUUUUUCAUGUUGCAUCACUUUUUUCUUCUUCUUCCUUUUAUUUUGACUAGUGGUGGGGGUGGUUGUGCAUACUAAACUACUGACUGAUUUACUACUCAUCCAGGCUUUGUUGAAAGGGGAUAGGGAUAACAAACAACACGGAUCUUUGAGAUCAGAGAGUUUGAGAGAGAGGGAGAGAGACUAGAGACAGAGAGGCAGAGAGAGACUCUUGAAUUGUCACUAAUUUGAAUCAUCAAUUGUGUUAUGUUUCUCUCAAUUGUGAUACAUUUUCCAUUUCACAACAAAUGAAAAAGGGAAAAAAAAACGAAAAAGAAAAAAGAAACUCUCUUUGAGAA